AUGGCUGAAUUUCAUGGAUACGCCGCGUUCGAUAAAGAAUCAAAAUUAUCUCCGUGGUCGUAUAAACCGAAACCGUUGGCUGAUGAUGAAGUCGAAGUCGAGAUUUCGCACUGUGGCAGCGAUUUACAUACAAUGAGUUCUGGAUGGCGACAA
Ambispora leptoticha is the source of this 153-nucleotide messenger RNA. NCBI's taxonomy places the organism in Eukaryota, Fungi, Glomeromycota, Glomeromycetes, Archaeosporales, Ambisporaceae. The record is from the annotation of a GenBank genome assembly.